This is a messenger RNA of Xenopus tropicalis (tropical clawed frog), 1282 nucleotides long. It is a transcript of the gene cldn34, whose product is annotated as claudin 34. The transcript has 2 exons. Gene Ontology annotation, cellular component: bicellular tight junction; membrane; plasma membrane. NCBI's taxonomy places the organism in Eukaryota, Metazoa, Chordata, Amphibia, Anura, Pipidae. The record is from RefSeq and is a predicted model, not a curated record. Bases 463 to 1257 code for a protein of 264 amino acids. Gene Ontology annotation, molecular function: structural molecule activity.
GGAGCCAAUCUUUCUCUGUCUAUCAAUUAUCAGAACUCAGCUUUUAGAUUCCCCAAGCAUUUAUAAAAAUUUCUGUUAGAUGUCUCCACAGUUGUUUCGCUGUAACCAGACAAUAUGAAAUGAAAUAAUUUGUAUUGCUUAACAGAUUAUAAUGAAUGCUAAACCUAUCUGACCUCACUCAAGAAACACAAGCAGAAAUGACUCCACUGCUUACACCUUCCUUAAUCACCAGUCAACAUACAAUAUUGUUGCCAUGUUGGUCCUAGCAUGCAUUAUCCUCCUUUCCUUUCUAGUCUUACUGGUUAGAAAUACUGACUGUCUCUUGGCAACUGAAGGUGUCAAACUACAUUAUACAUCUGAAAGGGAUAGGUAGAAAGCAGAGCAAAGAGCAUGGUCAGCUGAUAAUCAAUGAUCAGGUGAUGUGGGGGAAAUUUUGACACAGCCACUGAAGAACUCCAGGUCAUGCCCUACCUUGCCCAUACUGCAAAUCUUCAACUUGCCGGGUUUGCAUUUGCUACUGUUGGCUGGAUUUUGGGCACAAUCACUACAGGACUUGUACAAUGGAGAGUUUGGUAUGUGUCUAAUACCACCAUCAUUUCUUCUGGCAUUGCUUGGAUAGGCAUCUGGCGAACUUGUUUCUUCAGUGAUGUACUAGUGUCUUCCAACCAAAGGGUAAUGUACUGCCAGGAAUUCAAUGUUCAGGAUUCCUUUGUACCUCGGGAGAUCUUCGUUGCACAAGGACUCAUGAUAGUAGCUAUUAUCCUGGGGGCAGCAGGAAAAGCAUUUAGUGCCUUCGGACUUAAGAAUGUUUAUCAAGGUACACCUAAUGUAACUGUGAUCCCACGGCGGUUUAUUGCUGCAGGAGUGCUCACUAUGCUGUCUAGUGUGUUUAUUAUAAUUCCAGUGGCAUGGAACCUACAUUCUGUUGUAAACAACUUCAGCAUAUACUUUCCAAGUUCCUAUGAUAUGCCAUCCAGCCCAGAGAAGCAGGAAGUUGGUGCUGCUAUUGCUGUUGGAAUUGUGUCUUCUAUUUUCCUGUUCUUUAGUGGGACUUUUUUCCUUUCUUACAAACUGCCUUACAAUGUGGAUCCAAGGGUCUUUCCACUGUCUUCAGAUGAUAUACUUUGUGAUGGUCUAAGUUUUGCCACUAGUAUAACACCUAGGACUAACAGCAUUGCAUCCAGAAGAAGUUCAAAUCAAAUACUAAAUUGUGAUGGAAUUCCUAAUGAGGCUUUUGAACUAGAUGAAAAGUUGUAAAUAAAUAUAUAGUUUUUUUCUUUGA